Molecule: messenger RNA, 873 nt
Organism: Protopterus annectens (West African lungfish)
Lineage: Eukaryota; Metazoa; Chordata; Ceratodontiformes; Protopteridae
Gene: CFAP276
Product: cilia and flagella associated protein 276
Exons: 5
Coding region: 130-633 (167 amino acids)
Source: RefSeq, a predicted model, not a curated record
UAUUCCCUAGCAACAGCGCAUAAACAAACUUCAGUUUGCUGCUGCUUGCGGAAUUAUGCAUUGCUGCUCCUUUGAGUUAAACAUUUAUUAUUUUUAAUUAGUUUAAAACGUUGUUUUCUUUAAGGAAAAAUGCCGACAACCAGAAAUCCUUUCAGCUUUCCUACAGCUGAAAAUGACAAUACAUUCACUGGAAAGCCAAGAAGCUCGCAAAAACGUCCUUACUCAAAGCCUACUCACCUAUCCCAACAGGAGGAUCCUUGGAAUCGCCUUAAUUCCACAGCCACCUUAUCCAGUGCCAGGAAGGAAUUCUGCUACUUUGAUCCAGAGGCCUCACGGGAUAGCCUAGAAUUUCACCUAAAGACAACUUAUAAUCAUCAUGACGAAUUUCUAAGGAGCAAGAAUGAGAUCCUCUUUCAGAAGGAAACAUUCACAGAAGACCACGGACGAAUUUUAAAAAAUCGGAAAAAGGAAGAACCCCCGUCUCCUGAGAGUACAGUAUUGAUGCCACGGCACUGGACUUCUCCAAAAAAAGAAUCGAUUCACUGCAGAGAAGGUGCUAUAGAAAGUCACCACACAGCUGCUACCAAUAGUGGAUAUUCCAGGAAGCAUGAUGGAGGUUUCUACUCAACAUAACCAACACCAAGGAAUGCAUACAGCAUCUAGCAAUAAAUCAGUGAAUUUAAUGUGCAACAGAUUUGUCCAUCCUUUUAGCUUUCAGCAUAAACAUAAUACACUCAUUUUUUUGGAAAAUGAGACAAGACUGCAGAGUACCAUUAGCCAAGCUGAGUUGUAACUGACUUUCCUGUGUAUGUAGACAAGAUGUGAAUAUGCAGGAGUAUGUUUGGGGGUUUUCAUAAAAAGAAUCAAUGUGCA